UCCCUCCCCUCGCGUUUAGGGCGAGGCGCAAUGGAGUCCGCCGUGACCAUCGGCUCUGUGCUCGGCGCUCAGUCGCAGCUCGAGCAGGAUUUAGAGGCGGCGGCGUCUCAAGAAGACAGGGAACGCCUCAUGUUUGAGUUCGUUAAAAGGGCGGACGCAGAGAGCGGCGCUAAGGUCGCGGAUUUUGGCACGGACCUGGAGUGGGUCAAUGUGGAGCGACCUCUUUCGCUGCACGCAGACCUACAGGGCAAGGUGCUGGUGGUGGACUUCUUCACCUUCUGCUGCAUCAACUGCAUGCACAUUCUCCCGGACCUGCAUGCCCUGGAGGAGAAGUUCUCAGAGAAAGAUGGACUGCUGGUGGUCGGCGUGCACUCGGCAAAGUUCCCGCACGAGAAGCUGACGGCCAGCGUGCGCGCGGCCGUCUUGCGCCACGCCAUCGGCCACCCCGUGGCAUGUGACGGGGAAGCCAGCCUCUGGCAGGACCUGAGCGUGUCGUGCUGGCCCACGCUUCUGGUGCUGGGCCCUCGGGCCAACCCGCUGCUGGCGAUUGUCGGCGAGGGCCGAGCGGCCACACUCCACUCGUUUGUGUCGGCGGCGCUGCGCUACUACCGAGAAAAGGGUGAGCUGAAUGCAAAGAGCGUCGGAGUGAAGCCGUACAAGGACUCCCUCCCGCCCUCCCUGCUGCUCUUCCCGGGGAAGGUGUGCGCGACGCGUGGCCUCGACGCCGAUGGCGAGGAGAGGCUGGUCGUGGCGGACACGGCCCACCACACUGUCCUCGUGACGGACAGCAGUGGCCGAGUGCUGCACUGCGUUGGAGAUCCCGAGCCGGGCUGUGUGGAUGGGGAAUUUUCAGAGGCUCGCUUCAGCUCGCCCCAGGGAGUUUGUGUACGGGGCCAGCACAUCUUUGUGGCCGACACGAACAACCACCUCGUCCGGCUCGUGGAUAUGGCAGAGAAGAGAGUGAGUACACUCGUCGGCACGGGGUCGCAAGGCACGGACAAGGAGGGCGGCCUUCCUGCUCUAAAGCAGCCAAUCAGCUCCCCCUGGGACCUGGUCCUUGGCAGCAUUGCAGAUGGUGAACCCGACAGUGUCCUGUUCAUUGCCAUGGCUGGGACACACCAGAUCUGGGCAUACUUCCUCUCAGACGGAAAACUUCCCCGCAGUAGCCAGGAGCACAAAGCAGGAACUUGCGUGCGAUUGGCUGGAAGUGGCAACGAGGAGAACCGGAACAACUCAUACCCACACAAGGCCAGUUUCGCACAGCCUUCGGGGCUCUCGUUCGCCCCUGAGGCUGGCGGUGGCUGCCUCUACGUGGCGGACAGCGAGAGUAGCACUGUGCGGGCCGUGUCUCUCCGCGAUGGAGCUGUCAAGGCGCUCGUCGGAGGCGAGAGGGACCCCAUGAACCUGUUUGCGUUUGGAGACGUGGAUGCGAAGGGCGUGGACGCCAAACUGCAGCACCCGCUGGGCGUGGCGUGGCACCCGACGCAUCGCCUGCUCUACGUCGCCGACUCCUACAACCACAAGAUUAAAGCCGUGGACCCCAGCACAAGGGCGUGCGUGACCCUGGUGGGGUCGGGACGAUCCCCGGACGGCGGCCCCUCGGCCGCCCCGCUGGGACGCGACACGCUGGCCGAGCCGGGCGGCCUGUGCGUGGGCGACGGCGGGAAGGUGCUGUACGUCGCCGACACCAACAACCACCGCGUGUGCGUGGUGGACCUGGAUACGAGCGCCGUGUCCACGUUGCCAAUUCAUUUUCCGGACACGGUGGACAAAGUGGAGUCCGACAGCGGCCCUGUGCGGUCGCUGCUGCCGCGAUCGGCCACCACGCACGCCGUGGCGCCGGUGGUGGUGGCGGUCGGGCACGCGGUCUCGCUGGUGCUGGCGCUGAGUCUCCCUGAGGGGGCAGCUCUCACGGCAGGAGCGCCCAGCGCAUGGCAACUUCUCGGUCCCAAGUGGCUGCUGAGCAAUCAGUCGACCAGGGGCCAGCUGUCGUGUCCAUUGGCCGACACGACGGUGCCGCUGCUCGUGGUGGCCCGUGGGGGCCAGGACGGUGCCGAUUCGACCGUCACGCUGGAGGCCGCUGUGUUUUACUGCGCGGAGGCAAGCGGCGCUUGCCUCAUGGGCGGCGUGGCGUUCAGCAUUCCGCUGCGGGUGGUGGCCGACGGCCCGGGUCGCGGGGACGUCGCCAUCAGGUUGGAGCACCAAUUCUGAGCUCCUGGCCUGUUGGGACGGGGCUGAUGUGGAGAGGCGUGGUGGGGGGGGCCCCUUCGUGGUUCUGCAGUGUUGCGGUUCUCCCGUGUGUGCAGGAGACACGUAAAACUCGGGAGCAUUGUCGGUGGUUGUGUUGUUGAUCAGUAUCACCGCCAGCGUCCGUGUGACUUCUGAACCCUUUCCCGUUCCGAUGACGUACGCGCGAGUAUGUCAUCAGUUUUUCUUCGAGCUCCGUUUCAACCGGAAGGAAAAAAAAACUUUAUCAGUACCGAGCUCACACAAGACCAUGCGGGGGAGCGUGUGACACAGUUUGUGUCGUGGAGUGCGUUCGUAAGUACAGUGUCAUUAAAAACAACAAAUAAAGUUAACGCUGAACCACUUUCGCUACUCUGCAAAUUGCAGUGGUCUCAGAAUGGGAAAGGGUUGAUGCACAUAAUUGUCUAGCACAGCUGCCACUUGCCACAUUGCAGAAACCAAAUGACUAGAAUGGUCAACAAUCAUCUGGAAGAGAUAUAACCUACCAAUUAGCCUGACGAAUGGGGCUAAUACACUUUUUAAAAUGAAAUCACUCAUAUUUUAUCAGAAGUUCACCUUUGUUACUGAAGCUUGUUUUAUAUACUUUUGCUGGAACGAUUGCAAAGCUGCUGAGUCUUUAGGGUCUGUGUGGGUAGAUGAUUGUAUUCCUUUCAUGACCGGGCUAAUUCCUGAACGAUGCAUGUCUGUCCGUAUGGCAACUUUUCCUCUAUUCACGAGUGGGUGGUUUGUGGGGGAGGUGGCCCUUCCAGUUGGCAGAAAUCUCUACCAACGUGAGAGCACGGGCGUGCAUGUGUUUGUGCGAAUGUGUUGGGGUGUACAUACGUGUGAUUAAAAUGCACGGCCAAUUACCACAGCACAAUUUUAGACAAAAAUAUGCAGCGUUUAGAGCUUUCAACGAACCUUGCCGAGAAACAAGCAGAUCAUAUGUACAAAUAUAUAUUUCAAAAGCCACAUGUAAAAAAGAUCGUUUGCAUAGCCAAUUUUCCGUAUUAAGUUCUGAAAUAGAAAAUACGUCGAUGACAUGGGUGCCUUAAUUAAUCACGUUUAUUUUGGACUAUUUUGUUGCCAAAACAAAUAUCUUGUCAGGUUUUUUUUUUAAAUGUCCGUAAUGAAUCGGUGGCAAAGUACAGAAAAAAAUUAAAAUUAUCUGACAAAGUGUAACCUUGAGUGAAUGCUACCCGAUCCCCCUGCCGAUGAAGGCAACGCCAGCAAAGUUGCGGCCUUUGCUCGGAUCUGAAGCUUGCUUUCAUUAUGCUUGGGUCCAGCACAGGCAUGCAUUGUUCCUGAGCCUGGAUAUACUUCUUUGGGCGCAUACACGGUAUGACUUCUCUGUGCACUAUAUUCUGCAAUAAUAUGCGGUGCACACUAGCCAUUUUUUAUAUAUACUCUUUGAAUUCACACGUAUAUUAAGUUAAUAAAAUAUACCAAAGGAUUUUGUAAUGGAAAAUGUGAAAAUAAAUGGCGUUUGUCUUCUGCGAA
This is a messenger RNA of Petromyzon marinus (sea lamprey), 3726 nucleotides long. RefSeq names its product NHL repeat containing 2 (gene NHLRC2). The record is from RefSeq and is a predicted model, not a curated record. Lineage: Eukaryota; Metazoa; Chordata; Hyperoartia; Petromyzontiformes; Petromyzontidae. Gene Ontology annotation, molecular function: protein binding.